Toxoplasma gondii ME49 is the source of this 2321-nucleotide messenger RNA. Its product is annotated as cpw-wpc domain-containing protein. The transcript is spliced from 27 exons. NCBI's taxonomy places the organism in Eukaryota, Apicomplexa, Conoidasida, Eucoccidiorida, Sarcocystidae. The coding region runs from base 87 to 1739 and encodes 550 amino acids. The record is from RefSeq and is a predicted model, not a curated record.
CUGUCUGAUAACCGGGCAGGACGAGCUGCUUUUAAGGCUGCUGAACUCCUCUAACACUGCUUUUCACGUGGAAAAGUUACGCUUGAAUGAUGAAACGCGGGUGCCUUUUCCUUGCUGUCACCGGCUGUGUGGCGUCUGCGGACGCUGGGAUGAUACGCGAUGUCUGGCUAUCAGAAACCCCGCCAAAGGUGAAGGAAGCGAAGCAAGUCCAAGACGCUUUGACGGAACAGCAACCCUUCUUGGAUUCGUUCUCGAAGAGAGCUCCAGCCUUACCAGUGGACCUGACCGAGAAAAUUGAGACCAAAAUCCAGCACGAUGUUGAGGAGAAAAAUCGGCAAGCAGCAGCAGAUGCAGGAGCUUGUGUAGUCGAUUACUCAGCGCCAUGCCCACUGAAGUGGCAUUCGAGGGACGUUGAAGGCGGCGGCCAUUUAUGUGAAGCACCGAAGAACUACAAAGGAUUCUGUGAAACCAACAAGAGCUUCGACUUCUACACUGCCGAUGCGAAGGCAGACUGGGCAGAGAGCUGUGAGGCAGUAUGGCCGUGCCAUGGUGACGCUGCUGCAGCGUGUCCUUCUGGUCUUCGUGACUGGUCGCGACCAUGUCCUGAAGGCUUCUCACACCUGGCUGACCAAGAGGUUUGCCAAGCAAACUUGGGGCAAUACUCUGGGCCUUGCGGGUCCAGUGUCAGCUUCAAAGAUUUCACGGAAGAAGCGAAGCGCGACUGGAGCGAAAGUUGUGAUGCUGACUGGCCGUGCUUCGAGGAUUGCACAGCAACCUUUAAUGCGGUUUGCCCGGAUGGUUGGCUGCAUCUGGGAGAUUACGCAUGCGAGGCUAGUCCAGAGUAUAAAGCAACCGGCCCUUGCGACAGCACGUGGAAUUUCAAGCACUUCACUCCCGCGAUGAAAAGGAAGUUUGAAGCUCUCUGCCGCGCAAGGUUCCCGUGUCAAAACAGUUGCCCCAGGGACUACUCAGUCGGUUGUCCAAAAGGAUGGAAGGAGAUUCGUGGUGGCGUUUGCGAGGCUCCUACCGACUACACCAACUGUGGAAUCAAGACACAGUUCUUCCUGGGAAUGUCUCCAGCGGAUAAACAGGUGUUUGAGAAGGAGUGUGGCGUCGAAUGGCCCUGUGAACCGGUGGCGGCGUGUGAACUUGACUGGGAGUUUCCUUGCCCCGCAGGGUGGGAACUUAAACUGCCAGCUGGCAGCUCUUACGACGAAAUAAUCAAAACGCAAGAUUUCAAGGGAGUGGGCUGCGUUGCGCCAGCUACAACCGACAUUGGGCAAUGCAAUAACGUGGAGACGUUCGUUUCCGAAGAGGAAAAGAGGAAAUGGGCUUCACAGUGUGGUCAAGUGUGGCCCUGCAGAGAGACAUCACGGACGCCUGACUUGCAAGGUGUUUUCACGUUGUCGAAUGGAACUCUCAUGAGAAAAGGCCCCCGUAUUCCCAUUCCAAUCGCAGAUAAAAGAGAACUGGGGAAGCAAGGCCCGGUCCAUUUAGGUAGGGAUGCAGCACAGCGAGCCACACAAAAGAAUACAUUAUCGUAUGUUGCAGAGACAGGCGAAGUCAUGCCGCGACAACCGACACCCUUAUUCGAAUGGGUCGUCGGUAAAAAGGAACGUGAACCCGCUCCUGAGCCUGCUCUAACUCUGGCCUCCGUUGCUGUCAAAGAGAGGGAGGUAAUUCAUGGCGUGCACUCUCGAAUAAUAGACAGAACUGAACAACGAUACUGGCUAUUGUAGGAGAAAGCUAUUACGCCGGAGGCACAGCCCUACAUCGCCCCUCGCGGCUUCUAUGGUGGCCUCAUAGUGGGAUAUCACCUCAUAGGUUCAGAGGCGUAGCUGAUGCGUUGGACCAAAAAGCAGGCAAUUAUGGCUACCGUUCAUACUCGCUACAAAAAAUUAGCAUUUAGCAGUGAACGGUUUGUGCAAAGCAAAUGAACAGUGCAUUUUAUCGAUCUGCGUUGAAUUCAAGUUAACAACAUGUGCAGUCGACGAAGUGCUGCAGCAAAAUAUAGCAAGAACUGUACUUCAAUGCGGGCAGCACUUAAGAGUGCAAUUGGUAUUUAGAAGUUGCACAUAGGGAUAUCCUCAGGCCGCUGCAAGGUGUGAGGAGAGCAGUCGGCAAGUAGGCAAUGACACUAGCGUCUGCCAGUUAUCUCUUAGGUGGGGUCCGGACAGAAGCGAUAACAGGUGCUGGGUGACUAAUGUAGACAGAAGCGGCAACGCACAAGAAAUGCACAUAAAAGUGGUAUACGGAAGUGGAACUUGAAGAAAGCGGUAACAGCUCACGCGCGACACGUGAUCCAUUAUGUGCAUCUGAAG